This is a messenger RNA of Fibroporia radiculosa, 1074 nucleotides long. RefSeq lists its product as uncharacterized. The coding region runs from base 1 to 1074 and encodes 357 amino acids. NCBI's taxonomy places the organism in Eukaryota, Fungi, Basidiomycota, Agaricomycetes, Polyporales, Fibroporiaceae. The transcript has 2 exons. The record is from RefSeq and is a predicted model, not a curated record.
AUGCCCUCUUGCCACCGGUAUCUUGACCUUCUGGCCCAAAUUCCCCGGACUAAGGUAAUUCCACCUCGCGACGAGUCACCGACCCCGCAAACUAGCGGCGUGGACCAUCAAGUUACCAGCACAAUGCAUCCCAAUACGAUUUAUUUCACCUCUAGUGUCACGGUGUCGACGGCUGCACCAUCACAGAGCAGUGGCCCACCUAAUGUGAACAAUGUCCUUGGGCCGCUGCUAGGUGGACUGUUGGGCGGGUUCUUCGGACUAAUUGUAAUUGUAGUAAUAUUAUGGUGUAUCUGGCGCAGACGAUACGACAUCUUUUGCAGGCGCGAUUUUGUUGACCCUGAACCGCCAGUAUUGGACUAUAAACAAACUGGACAUCCGUCAAGGGGCAACUCAGCGGUAUCCUCACCUGAACCAUCACGACAGCCAUAUCCAUAUGGCCAAGUUGGACGCCCUCUUUCCUCCAUAUCCACAUCAACGUCGGCUCAUUCACCCACUCUGACGCCUACAUAUUCACAUUCACCAUCAGUACUGACGACGAACUAUAGUCUGCCGCUCUCUGCGGCACCGUCGACGUUGAUGAACUUGACCACGACGCCGUUGCCUGGCGCAAGCACUGCGUUGUCGCCUGGAUCGAGUGUAACAUCGUUCUCUAGAGCAUCGACACCUGGCUUAGUGUAUCCGGCCCCUUUAUUGCAGUACCGAAAUGAGCGACAGCAGGGCCGACUGUCGUGGCCGCGUUAUAGUAGUUCAGAGGAUGGAAACGACGAGAGUCGUUCUUCGGUCCUGAGGCCACGCAGUGAGCGCCGGCCUUCGAGACUUUCAUUGACGCUUGCGAAUUGGAACCCAGAGACGGAUGCAGAGCUGGACGUCAUGAGAGCAAGCGACAGCGACGAACGUAAGGACUCGAGUGGGAUAGGCACGAAGGAGAUUGAUGGAAAAUCAGCUAACGGGGGACGAGCAAAAGCGGAGUCGCCUUCUCCAUGCGCCAAACAGGUGUUCGUGGGCCCGAGUCGAACGGACCCGGAUGACUGUCGGUCAGCUGAAGACAAGGUGGAUUUGCCGCCGACGUCAUAG